AUGGCGCUUUCCGCCUACGAGCCUGGUCGUCGCUCCGUCUUCUCGCGCUGCGUCAAGGCCUUUCGCGACCCUCUACGGGCGAUGCGUGCCCCGAUCGACCGGCGCGACCUGUCUGCGCUCGAGGAGCACUGGCGCGAGGUCGAGCGAGGAGAGGGAACGACGGCGGGCUACAGCGAGCCCGACCGCCGCGCUACACUGCAACACGCGAUCCCGCCGCUCGCGUCCUGCUGGGUCGCCGUCCACGCGCCGCGGCAGGCGACCGAGGAGGCCGUGCGGGCGCUCUGCACGAGCGUGGACGCCGAGGUGGAGCGGCUCGAGCGUCGAGCUGCCGAGCAGGGGCGAGCGCUCGAGCGAGACGGGGCAGGAGACACGGCGGGCGAACAAGCCUACGACAACGUCGUCGCGCGACUCGCCCUCGCGCAGAAGAAGUGCAAGUACCUCCGACAGCGGUUGCGCCGCACGGGCGCAGCCACCCACAGCGGGCAUGGCACCGGCACAGUGCCCCAGCUCGCCCCUCAGCACCCUCACGCCUCCGGCGAGCACCUCGACACCGCCAGCGACCAUCAGCAGCACAGCACGGCGGCGGGCCAGCACGAGUUGAGCGAGGGGAGCGACCGUGGCAGGCGCGGCGACUCGGCGGGCGACGACGACGCCAAGAUGAGCGAGGUCAAGGGCAUGGGCACGGGCACAGGUCGGGCGAGGUCGACGACGGUCGAGAUGAGCGGCGAGGGCAUGUCGGGCGAGGUCGUCAAGGAGCGCGAGCGCGAGGUCAUGCCCGAGGUCGACCAGGAGGAGUUCCGCUCCGACAUUGCCGGCUUCGAGGAACCUCGUUCGACGACUACCCGCCCCUACCACGCCGCACCUCCCCUUCUUGACGCACAGCCCCCUCCUCCACCCCUCACGCCUCGCUCCCAGAAGAUGUUCGACAACUUCGACAUGCGCCGCGUCGCCUAUCCUCGCCCCUCGCCGCCGCCACCCGACCGCGUCGUGUACCAGUACUUUGCCGCCCUGCCGUACCCGAACAGCGGCGGCCACUUGGUCGGGAUCGGCGGCCGCACCGCCACCGACAUCCGCUUCCGCAGCGGCGUCGGCAGCUUCUCGGUCUUCAUCCGCGAGGACGAGCUCGCCUACGUCGUCAUCAUCGGCACCCGGCGCGCCAUCCAGCUCGCGCUCGACAUGGUCAAGAAGAUCGAGGGCGGCGACGCGGCGCACGUGCGGCGGGGCGCGUGGGAGCGCAUGCGGAGUCAGGCGGCCGGGUCGAGCUGGGCCGACUACGACGAGGUCAACCUCGAGCGCGUCGACGGCUGGUGGCUCCUCGACCGCUUCACCGACGCGGCCCACGACGCUCGCACGCGCAACGCCCCGCACUACGCUCGCGACCCCGGCCGCCAGCAGGGCGACGCCGUGCCGUACGGCGGUCAGCCCGUGCCGAGCGCGUGGCGCAACGACUCGCGCGCCUCGUACCCGUCGGCGACGAGCCGCGACUACCGUAUCCCGCCGCCCGAGCGGCCCGCGUCCGAGGCGCGCAGCAGCGUGCGCCCCGACGAGUACCCGCGCGACGAGCCGUCCCGUACCUCGGCACGUCGCCGCUCGUCGAGGUCGGCGAGCCCGCCCCGCCGGUCGGGCCGCUCGGACCGCUCCCCUUCCCGUUCCCCUCCCCGCUCGUCCUCCCUCUCGCCUCCGCCCUCGCGCAUCGACACGCCUCGAUCGUCGCAAGCGCCGAGGGCGAGCAGGCCGGGUCGCUCGCACCGCCACGAUCCGUCGACCACGUCGUCCGAGAGCGUCGAGCACGCCUCGUCGCUCAGCAUCCCCAUUCCGGUGUCAGCCAUCGAGCGCUUCGUCGGCGCGAACGCGGGAGGCCACUUCAUCACGCAGACGACGGGCGUCCGGCUCGUCGUCGAGGCGGCGCUCGACAGCACUACGCUCCGUCUUGAGCUCGGCCCCGGCGCGACGAGCCAGAGCCUCGUCGAAGCUCGCCAGCUCGUCGAGAAGGUCCUCGCGAGCAACGGGCUCGGCGAGCAGUCGGGCACGCGCUGGUCGAGCGCGCCGAGGUCGAGCAGGGAGGACUCGCGGCACCGCUCUGGACGCGAGCGCGAGUCGGACGGGCACGAGCGUGGCGGCGGCAGGGACCGCCGCGGUCGCUCGCGCUCGAGGGAGCGCGAGGGGAGCCGGCACGAGAAGGGUCGGGGCGAGGGCAGGGGCAAGGGCAGGCGCCGCGAUGGUCGAGACGAGACGAGCCGCAAGGAGAAGGGGCGGGACAGCCGCAGGAGGGACGAGAGGAGCUACUCGCCCGCCCCACGCAGCCGCCAAUCGGCCGACACGCGUCGUGCCCACCGCCCUCGCGAUGACGACCGCUCGACGCGACCGCGCUCGCGCUCGCCGACGCCGACGACGGCUUCCCCUCGCCGUUCCUCCACCGCCCGCACCACCGCCCAGCUCGACCACCGUCCGUACGACACAGUGCCGCACUCACAGUACGCCGCCCCUCGGCACGCGCAGCACAAGUCGUCGUCGACGAGCGGUCGGCCGCCGCCUCGCGAGUGGGACCUCCAGAUCGAGCGGGACCGCGCCUACGAGGCGCAGGACUCGAGGUGGGGGUGGCAGCGGGGGACGUGA
This is a messenger RNA of Rhodotorula graminis WP1, 2616 nucleotides long. RefSeq lists its product as uncharacterized. The transcript has 8 exons. The coding region runs from base 1 to 2616 and encodes 871 amino acids. The record is from RefSeq and is a predicted model, not a curated record. Lineage: Eukaryota; Fungi; Basidiomycota; Microbotryomycetes; Sporidiobolales; Sporidiobolaceae.